Argiope bruennichi is the source of this 2148-nucleotide messenger RNA. RefSeq names its product sialin-like. Gene Ontology annotation, molecular function: transmembrane transporter activity. The transcript has 10 exons. The record is from RefSeq and is a predicted model, not a curated record. The coding region runs from base 105 to 1613 and encodes 502 amino acids. Gene Ontology annotation, biological process: transmembrane transport; monoatomic anion transport. NCBI's taxonomy places the organism in Eukaryota, Metazoa, Arthropoda, Arachnida, Araneae, Araneidae.
UUUAAAGGAAAUUUUGUAUGUAACAGAAAAAAUUACGAAUACCUUUGAGUUUCCGCUUUUUUUUUUUUAUUCGAGAGCGGAUUAUUUUUAAUGGACUUUUCGAAAUGGUGUUCGUUUCAUUGAAGGAAUUGCAAAUUAUGGAUUCUGAAAAAAUGCAGGGCAGAGUUUCUGAAGGUCAUGCAAGAUGUUAUAUCCCCAAAAGAUAUAUUCUAACAUUACUAGGAUUUUUGGGCAUGUUCAACGUUUAUGCCAUGCGCGUCAAUUUAAGUGUGGCAAUAGUCGCCAUGGUGAAUGACACUGGAAUCCAGUAUGACAACGAAACCCAUCAGGCAGCGGCAUGUCCUGAACUUGUAUCGUAUGAACCACAGAAGAAUGCAGAUGAAUAUAAAGGUGAACAGUAUAACUGGGAUUCCAAGGCCCAAGCCAAUAUUUUAGGAUCAUUCUUUUACGGUUAUUUUCUAACUCAGCUACCUGGUGGAAUUUUUGCUGAAAAAAUCGGGGCCAAGUGGCUGUUUGGUGGCGGGAUUCUCAUAACAGCUGUUUUCUCCUUAUUGACGCCAUUUGCAGCUAGUCUGGGGACCGGGUUUUUCAUCGCUGUAAGAGUUCUUGAAGGAUUCGGAGAGGGAGUCACGUUUCCUGCCAUCAACGCUGCCAUAAGCCAUUGGUCUCCGAAAGUGGAAAGAAGUCGAAUCUCUACAAUCAUAUUCACUGGAUGUCAAAUUGGGAAUGUUAUUUCUAUGCCUAUAUCUGGAUGGUUGUGCAGCACAGCUUUGCUGGGUGGAUGGCCUUCUGUUUUUUAUAUUUUUGGAACGAUUGGUUGCAUCUGGUUUGUAUUCUGGUGCUUUUUGAUUCAUGAGACUCCAGCGCAGCAUCCGACCAUUUCUCAUGAAGAACUUUUGUACAUUAACCAAAAUAAAGACGACAAACCAGAAAAGAGACCUGAUAUUCCAUGGAAGGAUAUUUUUACUUCACUUCCCAUGUGGGCUCUGAUUAUUACUCAUUUCGGGCACAAUUUUGGUUUUCUCAUUUUAUUGACUGAAAUGCCCACCUAUCUGAGUGGAAUCCUUCAUUUCAAUAUCAAAGCUGAUGGAUUCCUUUCUGCAUUGCCUUAUAUAGUUCAGGCUUUGACUGCGUGGGUGGUGUCUUACGUGGUAGACAGAAUAAGAAAAUCAGGAAAAAUGAAUAUCACAACGAUUCGCAAGAUAAGUAAUUCAAUAGGUUUAUUUGGACCAGCAGUUUGCCUGUUGUGUAUCACAUUGUCUGGAUGUCGACCAUAUUUGAUAGUAGGUCUCUUGUCAUUAGCUCUUGCGCUCAACGGGUUUGUAUACUCCGGUUUCAAUGUCACGCAUAUAGACAUGAGCCCUGAUUUCGCAGGAACUCUCUUUGGAAUAACGAACGCUAUUUCCAAUGUAAAUGGAAUUUUAGGUCCUAUCAUCGUUGGAUUAUUUUUACAAAAUGGGGUGACGGUUGCAAACUGGAACUCUGUGUUUUACAUCACAGCUGCUGUUUAUGUUGUAUCAGCUGUCAUCUUUGACGUUUUUGGAUCUGCAGAAAGACAAUCGUGGGGACCUAAAUCUGAAAAUAAACAUUGCCUCGAUGACAUCAAGAGUUAGGGAGAAUUUUCAAGACCGACAUUUCAGAACAAGGCACUUCAAAACCUUUACAAUGCAGAUAGUUGAAAUUAUGCCUCAUACACACUUUCUUUACACAAAAUUGUAGAUCAUUGUCAGACUUUAAAACAAAUCGCAGUAGGAAAGAGGUAUUUUUCCUGUCCGCUUUUUUUUGAUUUCCGUUACUGGUAUAAGAAACAAAAGAACAACCGAUUUCUUUUCAAAAAGGAAAGAAAUUGGACAAGAAGAAUACCGAUUUCUUUCGAAGGAAUGGUUUAAACUUGGACACGGAUCUACAAUUUCGGAUGAAGAACCAAAAAGCCAAAUUUCAGUAAUCUACGUUACGUUUUUGAUUUGUCGCUUGAAUGUUGGAAGAAAAACAGUAAAAAAAUAACCGAUUUUCUUCUGAUUCGGUGAUUUAUAGAGGUCUAAAAUAUUACAAAUUUUCAAAGUUGUGUUAUUGAUUAUUUCGACACUUGCUAUAAUUUCCUCUAUAUCUUCGUAUUCGAGAAAGUAAUAAUAUGAAGAAAAAAUUGAU